AUGCAUAACUUGAUCCAGUCUUAUAUCGGCACAAAGUUUGCAUUUCGAUGGUGGAAGCUGAUGUUUGAUCUUGCCCUUUCGGCUGUUCGCACUGUGGUGAGGGAUCAGGGAGGAAGGAAGGAGGUCAACAUCAAGCAUCACACCAGGGUCGAGAAAAUUCCCGGAGGAGAGAUUGAGGAUUCGAGAGUUCUUGACGGUGUCAUGUCGAAUAAGGAUAUUACGCACCCGACGAUGAGGAGGAGGAUUGAGAACCUUAGGAUUAUCUUGCUGGAUUGUGCGCUAGAGUAUAAGGGGCAGGGUCUCAGACCAAUAUCGAAAUUAGUAAGGAGGAAGACCGGAGUAAUAUCUUGGAAAUAGAGGAAAUAUCGGUUGGGGUUAUGUUGCUAUUUUAGUGUUCAAGCCGGAUUUGGUCAAUACUGAGAAGGGAGUUUCUGGUGUGUCCCUCUGCGGUUUGACAUUGGGGUGAAAGACUAACGCUGCAACCUUAAGAUCUUGCUCAACACUACCUCUUCAGGGGAAAUGUAACAGCCCUCCGCCGUGCCAGAAAGACCAAUAACGACCGUGUCACCCGCGCCGUUGGUACUACAUUUGUGAACCGUGUAGACGAUAUCAAUGAGUCAGAUGUUAGUACAAAAUGCGGUCUCUGUGAGAUUGAGAAGAUUAGUGAUGAGCACGAUAUCCUACCCUGUGAAACUUGGGGGUCCCGUGGAAGCAACAUAGCUGACGCUCUUUGAUACUUUUCGUUUAAGACAAAGCGUGAAGAUCCUAAAGCUUGCACUAUCCUCCGCCGUAGUCCCUCUAAGGAUAUCCUUAACGAAAUCGAACGCAAUAUCCAAGUCGCAAUAGCAGUAGCGCGCAAGUGGUUGGAGCUAUCAUUGAGAUAA
Tuber aestivum (summer truffle) is the source of this 884-nucleotide messenger RNA. NCBI's taxonomy places the organism in Eukaryota, Fungi, Ascomycota, Pezizomycetes, Pezizales, Tuberaceae. The record is from the annotation of a GenBank genome assembly.